AGGGGAGGAAGCUGUGGAGCUGCUGAGAGCAAGGGACUGUCCAGUGCCCAGAUGCUAGGCCUCCUGGGGAGCACGACCCUCCUGGGUUUGAUCACAGGUGCCGCUGUGGCUGUCCUGCUGCUGCUGCUGGUGCUGGCUGCCUGCCUGGACCACGACCAUCAGGACCCCGACGUGGAGCGGAACCGGCCAGCUGCAAGGAGAAACCGAGUCCGGUGGGCUCAUCCCUGGCUCUUCCGGGGCCAGGGCCACCUGGGACGCUUUCAUCACCCCCAUCGUCCUGGCCAUGUGUCUCACAUGCACCAUGCGGGCCUCCACCACCACCUCCACGCCCACCACCACCAUGCCCACCACCACGCCCACCAUCACGCCCACCGGGGACACCACUGAUGGCUGUGGAUGGCAACCACCGCCCGCCCUCCCGUCGCCAGGACCAGUGGACCUUGAUGUUCCCAGGCAGGACACCUCUCUGGGGUGAAGGCUGGUACUGCUCCCUGGUCCUGCACUGACUUCAUUUGCAGACUAUACCCUGGAACUCUGGAGGUGGAGAAUGCAGGAGUGCUGGGGUGGCCCAGGGCACGGGAAGGGUGAGAGCAAGAGCUGGGUGGUGCUGUGGGGACAGACACCACCUUAGGACUAUAACUCCUGGCGCCCCGAAAGUGCCUGUCCAUCCUGUGCACCAGUGCUUGCUGGGCCUAUGAAGGGCUGUCCUGAGACUGCCUUAGGCCUCUGGCCAGGGGGCUAGCUGGGAGGGGCCCUGGGAAUGCUCUUUUGUUUGGAGAAGGCAGGAUGAAGCUGCUCGGUCAAUUCACUGGUGCUUUAAUACAGGAAAAUCUAAACCACCAAGAGAGUUUUGUGAAGAGUCUCUUGAUUGCAUUUCAAGUGGGAGGGAGGGAACCUCCAGGCCUGUGUCUGCCUGCUGGGACCUCCCUCUCUGAUGGGAUGUGAGUGCCUGGGGCAGGUGGCUUCUGCCCGGGGCUGAGGGCUGCCUGUGCAGUAGGGAAGCGGGUGGGUGCUGCAGUGCUCCAUGGACCCUAGGGCCAGGUCGGCACACCCAGCCAGCGACUGGUGCCCGGGACUUCUGGACCUUCCUGUGAGGCCUGAUGGCCACCAAGACUGUUCUGCUGGUGGAUUCUGACUCAGUGACCAUGGCCCCCUCCAGCGACCCUUUCCUGGUGUCCCCUCCUCAGAGUCUGGCAUUCCUGUCUGUCCUGCCUCCAGCCAUUGGCGUCCAGCCAUCUUACCCAGUUUGCUGUGCCUUCGAGGUCAGGCGAUCAGAGGUGGUGGGACCAGGUGGGAGUGAGCUCUGGCCUCUGAGAACUCCCUUGGACCCUUCUCCAGAAGAGUUCUUAGGAAGGCUCUGCAAAGCCACUAAACUCGACGCUGGAUUGUACCCUGGGCCGGCUCAUCUGGUCUGCACAGGGCACUAAAGUGUCCCUGGAAUCUGUUGUAAACAGGGUGUGGGUUAACUCAGGAUGCUCCAGGAUGCCUACCAAGCUACCAAACUCAUUCAAUUGCCACCAGAGGAAGCUGCGCCCUCAAGUGGACAGUUUCAUUUCGUACCUGCUUCUCCAGUUGAAUUUGCAUCUUGCUCACAGUCCAGCCAAGGCCUGUCCUGCCGCCAUUUGUCUGAAAUCAGACCUGAAAUUCUGAAACCAAAAAGCUGUUUUCUGGGAACCAGUGAUUUAUUUUAUAAUUGAAAGUGUAUAUCCUUCUAUGGGUCUCACAAGAACUGGAGUUGAAAAGCCACAAAAGGAAACAAGAAGAAAUAAGAGUCACAGGAAGUAUGAGAUGUUUUAUUAACAGGAAAGUCUUAUUUACAAGAAGACUUUUAGCAUGUUUUGAAUGAGACUUUCUUGUUUUAACAGAUCACUUCUAUUCUUAGAGUGGGUGACUUGAGUCACUUAGAAAUGAAAGAAAAAUCAUGAACGGAAAGAUUAUUCCAAAUAAGUUAAGAUAUUAUGUUACAUGGAGAUCAUGUAGCAAAACUCAUUUUCAUCACGAAUGAAGAGACGUUCAGUUUUUAUUAGCAGAAAAUUUGUUUUCUCUGUGCCCAUGAAAUAAAUGCUGCCCCACAUUUCAAGAAUGUGAUGUGGCGCAUUG
Condylura cristata (star-nosed mole) is the source of this 2100-nucleotide messenger RNA. RefSeq names its product histidine rich carboxyl terminus 1 (gene HRCT1). The coding region runs from base 52 to 387 and encodes 111 amino acids. The transcript is spliced from 2 exons. The record is from RefSeq and is a predicted model, not a curated record. Lineage: Eukaryota; Metazoa; Chordata; Mammalia; Eulipotyphla; Talpidae.